Gambusia affinis (western mosquitofish) is the source of this 2871-nucleotide messenger RNA. RefSeq names its product ankyrin repeat domain-containing protein 31-like. Bases 286 to 2070 code for a protein of 594 amino acids. The record is from RefSeq and is a predicted model, not a curated record. The transcript has 13 exons. NCBI's taxonomy places the organism in Eukaryota, Metazoa, Chordata, Actinopteri, Cyprinodontiformes, Poeciliidae. Gene Ontology annotation, molecular function: protein binding.
AUUUAUUUGCUCUCCGUUAAGUUUAAAUGUAAAAUGUUACGAUUACUUAAAUGUAUUUUUAAGUAAAUCUCGAACACAACUUAGAAAUAAAGUUGUAAGGAAUGUUUGCGAGGAUUUCCGUAGUGAAUUUCUAAAGUUUUUACAUGAAAUGUUGGGAAGCUGAAUCAGCUGGAUCUCAAAGGAAGGACGAUUAUUUAUAAACCAGAGGCAGAUCUUUAACGUAUUAUCAAUACCCGAGUGAAAAUCUGCUCCUGCUGAGACUCAGCGAAUCAUCAGAUACGGAGAAUGAAUGAAAGCAGCGCCCUUUGUAAUGCUUCUGAUGAGGCUGAGAUGGAUGAAGAGGUGAUGCUUUCAGACCAGGAAUCUGUCAGUUUGCUGCAGGAUCUUCCUGCUUUCCAAAGCAGAACAUCUGACAUUUCAGGUUCUCAUGAGAUCAAAAACAAACUGGAGCUGAAUCAGCAAAAAAGAGGGAAACUGAAGUCCUGCAGAGGUGAAAAGUCUGCGUCUUCAUCACGAUCAGCAAAAGUUCCAACUGAAAAGAUGCUUCACAAGAGAAACGAGAAGGGAGAGACUCUUCUUCACAAAGCGUGUCGGAGGAAAGAUCUGCCUAAAGUCAAGAUGCUCCUUCAGGCUGGAAUCAGCGUCAACAUGGAGGAUUAUGCAGGAUGGACGCCUCUGCAUGAGGCCUGCGUUUCUGGAGACGAGGCUGUGGUGGAGGAGCUGCUGAGGGCUGGCGCUAACGUUAACGCUCAGAGCUGUGAGGGUGUCACACCGCUGCAUGACGCUGUUUACAGUGGACACCUCCAGGUUGUGAAGCUCCUCCUUGAGAACGGAUCAAUCCCUGCCGACCAGAACGUUGGUGGAAAAAGUUUGUUGGACAUGGCCAAGGACAGUAGUAUGAAAGAGCUGCUCAUGAGUUUCCAAACAUCCUGCAAAGGCCAGAGGAAGUCUGGCGAAGGGGCAACACCAUGCGGAGAACCAGUUGUCAGUGUUCCAGACUUUCAUCCAAGAGAGUCGGGUGAUACAGGCGGAGAAUCUACUGAUGUUCAGCUGAAACGGAUAAAUAAUUUCAGAGCAGUUCAGAGCAGUUCAGAGGUGGUUUCAGCGCUUCUGGAGGAUGCAGGGAGGAAACAAGCAGAAAUGUCAACUUGGCCUCUGAAAGAUCUCAAGGAUGUUGGGAAAUGGAAAAAAGUUUUGUUGCAGAUCCAAAACGUUCUGAUGGACGUUCUCAUCAAGCAGCGUUUAGAGAAGAACGAUCUGACCCACAAAUUCAAGGUUGUGUCUCACCACCUUUGCCACCGAGUCCUGAAAAAUCAGUUCUUGUGUCUGGCUUCAAAUCAGAGACAUUUGGUGCAGCUCCUCCAGAAACAAAUGCAACUGGAAGAAGCUUUCACUACAACAAAGGCUAAAAUUUCAGUUCAGUCCUUGAAUCAUCAGGUCAGCGUUGCUGCUCCCACUCUCCCUGACCUGCAGAGUGAGGAAGCCGGUAGAUGGAGAAAUGGUCCACAAACCAGAGCCGCUUUGCAGUUUUUCUCCAAGAUGAAAGGAAGGAAUGCGUUGAUACAAAGAGGGGCUAACGAUGAUGGUGGAGGUCUGCGUCAGCUCGUACAGAGCGGAGUAUUGCCCAAGGGCAGCGAUUUACAUCUGACAUUAAAGGGUAAGCAGCAUGUUGCGCAGGUUCUCUCUGGUGGAGUAAUAAUGAGCAAAGGGAAGUCAUAUCGGGCUCCAGAGUUCUGGCUGGAAUCCAUUCUUGGUAAUAACAUCCCUGUCAGCUCCAUGUAUGCGCUGAACAAGAUGACUUUCAGAGACAAACCCUUGUCUUACUACUUGCUGAACUCAGAGGCAAAACAAAAUCUGUCUGACAUCCGUCUUCAUGCUGACAAAGAUGAUUCUACUGAACCGGAGCCGAGUUUAGAAUCAGUGGACCCAUAUCAGCUCUUACGAAGAAUUCGUAUUAUCCAUCUGGUGACCCCUGAGGAGAUGAUUCCAAACGCUCUGAUGGAUUUGUACUGGGACAAACUCAUGAAGCAAGACCAAGAAGAGUUUGACAACUGGGAGCUUGAACUCUAGUGUUUGUCUUUAUAUUUUUUUUAUAUUUAUUUGUUUUUUAUGAGCCCGACAUGGUAAGUUAUUUUUUUAUGAACCUGUUAGGGUUUUUCUUUUAUUUUACACUAUUUUAUUUUUUGUGUAUUCAGUACAUAGUAGAGUUUGUUCCUGCUAACUAAAGUCAGUUACAAUUAAUUUGUCACAUCUAGGGGAAAUAGGCAAAAGUGACAACUUAUCAAAUAAAAGUGCUAGUAUAAUUUAUAUAUUAUGGAAAGUUUAUUUACCUUUGCUGAUAUACAAUAUUACACAAUUUUUUUUUUUUUUUUUUAAAGUAUUUCUCUUGAGAGUCUUUAAUCCAGCUUUUACGGAAGACCAGAGAGGUCAACAAAAAGCAAAAGCCGCAACACAACAGCAAAGAGCCACAAUAGAUGCUGUCAGUUUAAGCAUAACGUCUGUUGUGACUUUUGUUGUUGCAUUGUUGUUUUUGCACUUUGCUGACCUUUCUUGGUCUCUGUAUGUUUCAGAGUGAAUUCAAGACGUUUUCCACCAACUUAGAAUAACUCCAAUCAGCUGAUUUACAUAAUUCAUGAGCCUUUAAACUGCCGUCAUAUUUUCAUUAAAUGGAUGCUUUUAUUUGUUCCCCAUAUGUAAUUUUUUUGUUUCUCUUUAUCCUCCUGUCAAAACCUACAAACUGUCAUUGCAAAAGAAGAGACGUGUUUGACGCAGACUUUUGCAUUCCUGUGAUCUGUGUUUUGUCUACAUUGUUGUGUAGAGAUGCAGCAAUACUGCAGCAGACGAAAUAAAACAAAAAGAAUCCCGAUCGUC